This is a messenger RNA of Priceomyces carsonii, 1527 nucleotides long. It is a transcript of the gene FCY2, whose product is annotated as Fcy2p. Gene Ontology annotation, molecular function: nucleobase transmembrane transporter activity. Bases 1 to 1527 code for a protein of 508 amino acids. The record is from RefSeq and is a predicted model, not a curated record. NCBI's taxonomy places the organism in Eukaryota, Fungi, Ascomycota, Pichiomycetes, Serinales, Debaryomycetaceae. Gene Ontology annotation, biological process: transmembrane transport; cytosine transport. The transcript has a single exon. Gene Ontology annotation, cellular component: plasma membrane; fungal-type vacuole membrane.
AUGAAAUUUAUGACUGAAAGAGAUGAGGAGAAGGCCAUAGGCCCAGAUGUAAUCGAGUUUACAGAAAGCCCCAGUGAACAAUAUGUAUCUCUAGAUGACGAGAAGGCCGAAAACUGGAUCGACAAUGUUGGUUUGAGGUUCAACGCUGAAAUAAGAGGGGUAGAAAGAGUCCCUGAAAAUAAGAGAGAGGACAAGUCUACUAUAUCUGCUUUGACUAUGUUUUUGUCGCCUAAUUUAGCUAUAUCAGCUUUAUCAACAGGAGCAUUAGGACCCACUUUCUUUGCGUUAGACUUUCGUACAUGUAUUCUAUGCAUAGUCUUCUGGAGUAUCAUAGGAUCUUUGUCUGUAGGAUUCUUUGCUGUUUUUGGUAUGAAGUUUGGUUUGAGACAGCAAAUUUUAUCAAAGUAUUUUACUGGCAAUAUCAUGGGACCUGUUUUCGCAAUAUUUAAUGUCAUUUCAUGUGUUGGUUGGAAUGCGAUCAAUGCAUUGCCUGCAGUUCAGCUUUUGUCAUCUGUUGGACCUUUACCACCUUGGGCAGGUUGUUUGAUUAUUGUUGUUAUUACGUGUGCUCUCGCAUUAUUCGGUUAUAAGACGAUUCAUAUUUAUGAACGCUAUUCAUGGAUACCAAAUUUUAUCAUUUAUUUGAUCAUGAUAGCCAGAUUAACCAUGUCACAUAACUUCACCUGGGGAACUAUGGAAACGGGAAAAGUAGAGGCAGGUAAUGUGCUAAGUUUCAUUACAACCAUUUUUGGCUUCACUGCGGGAUGGUCUCCAUCAGCAGCUGACUAUACAGUCUACAUGCCUGUUGAUACUCCAUCUUGGAAAAUAUUUGUUAACAUGACAGCUGGUCUUUCUAUUCCAUCUAUUUUUGCUAUGAUAUUGGGAGCUGCAUGUGCAAUGGGAACUUACACAGAUGAACAGUGGAGCAGGGCAUUUAACGAUAAUUCAGUUGGCGGACUUGUCUAUGAAAUUCUAGUAGUUGACAACUUGCAUGGUUUUGGUAAGUUUUGUGUCGUCAUACUAGCACUUUCAGCAAUAGCCAAUAAUCUUCCCGGUAGUUACUCAUUAUCUUUGUCAGUGCAAGCUGUUUGGGCUCCCCUCGCAAAAUGCCCUAGACUUUUUUGGUGCUUUUUGGGUAACUUUGUAUCAUUAGCCUUAUCUAUUCCUGCUUAUUAUGUUUUUGAAGAAGCAAUGUCUAACUUCCUAUCAAUUAUUGGUUAUAACGUUGCCAUCUAUAUUUCAAUCUCUUUGUCUGAGCAUUUCAUCUAUCGCAGAGGUUUCAUGGGUUACGAUGUUUCUGAUUUUAAUAAUCGAAAGACGUUACCAGUCGGCAUUGCAGGUGUGGUGGGCUUUUUGUUUGGAGUAGCAUCGACAAUUCUAUCUAUGAACCAAUCAUGGUAUCAGGGCGUAAUUGCUAGAUGUUUUGGAAAACUGGGAGGUGAUAUAUCUUUCGAACUCAAUAUUGCAUUUGCCUUUGUCGGCUAUAACAUCAUUCGCCCAAUUGAAAAGAAGUACUUUCACCGUUAA